Molecule: messenger RNA, 1845 nt
Organism: Rhopalosiphum padi (bird cherry-oat aphid)
Lineage: Eukaryota; Metazoa; Arthropoda; Insecta; Hemiptera; Aphididae
Exons: 2
Coding region: 501-1367 (288 amino acids)
Source: RefSeq, a predicted model, not a curated record
GCCGUGAUCGUCGUGCAACAAGAGACUGUUAAAAAUUAUAAGACAUUUUUUAUAUUUAUUCUCCUUGGAGAGGGUGGUGUGACUGGUGUCAGUGUGAGUGAUGCUGUGUUAUCUGCGCAACUCGAAAUUGCAACAUGUGUCAGCCGGUCAGCUCCAUCGCUAUGUACAUAUGACCACGAUUAAACCGUGCAUACGACUAUACGACUCAUUCGGUCCUACCUCCUACGGAGUACGAGUACAGCGUCUGCCGUCCGCCAUAGUCGUGCUACACCUGUUUAUGUAAUAAUUUUACUUCUUUGAUCUUUUUCUCAGAUUUAGUGUUAGUUUUAAUUUUUACACUUUCUUUGAACAAAAUUGAUAUUCCUUUACGAAUCUACGCUCCAAUUGCUCUCCCCGACGUCGAUACAGCUGAACGACCAAAGUUGACGAUUUUUUAAUCAUCCAGUUCUCGAAUCUGGCUGCUGUUAAACCAUAACACAGAAACAAAACAAAAAACAAUAAUGUCUUCAAAGAAACAAACUUGCAGUAGAAGAGUUAAUGGUAAGGGGAAAUCAGCUAGAAAAGGUAAAGAAUCAGAUCAACCAUUUUUCAAUGAUGAUUGUGAUAGCACCAAAGUCGAACUUGACACUCCUAUAAAUGAACUUGCAUCAAAAAAUGAUGAACUUAAACCUACAUUUUGGUUCAUGGCUAGACUUUUCAUACUCCAGGCAAAUGAAGAAGAUUUAAAAUGGUUAGAAAAAUUAAUAAAAGACUAUGAAAAUAAAAGUGAUCGUAAAACAUCACAAGUAACAAGCGACACACCUGCAGAAAAUAAUAAAGAUGAAGUUAUGGUAAAAAACAUGUUGAAAAUGAAGCUAAGAAUGCAUAAUAGAAAUACAAUGUCAGGUCUUUGUAACAAUAAAAAUGGAAUGGAAUAUAUAAUAGAAGAUUUCAAGGGAAAGCAACUAACAGUUUCAAGAGAAACACUGCAAUUAUACUUGCAUAAUAGUCAUAAUAAUAAUGAUGUUGAACCAGAAAUAGCCGUCCACCCUUCAAAUGAAACUCAAGCUAAAAAAAUCAGUUAUGAGUUCAUUGCAAGAUUAAUUGACUGGGAUGAAAUGUUUAGUCAUUUAAAAGGAAUACACCCAAAACAAAUUAAUGAUUAUGUAAUUAAAUGCCGUGAAGACGGUUGUCUUGAAAAAACUAUAGCUAAACUAGAAAAAAUGGAUAUAAAGAUUUUAAGCUCUAAAAGGAGAGGCAAUUAUUCUCUUAAAAAGGAAAGGAAAACUGCAUUAUUGUAUAGAGAACUCCAGGAUAUCCGUUUAAUAUUAGAAAAAUUCAACUCUUUUGCUCUCGAAAAGCGGCAUCCAUACUUUAUGUUCCAUUAACAUUUAUGAUAAUUUAUAUUGAAUUUUAUGUUAUAGAUUUAAAUAUUAUAAGUGGUUUGAUUAAAACUACAAUAAGAAUAAUAUUAUAUACUAUAUACUUGGUUGAGUUUUAGUUUUCAAUUAUAAUCCUUAUAAUUAUAUUUAAAAUAGUACAUUACAUUUUACAUUCCAAAGGGAGAUUUCUCUCAUUUCCUCACAUAAUAUUUUUGUAUAAUUUCUUUAAAAAUAGUAGAUAGGUAAUAAUAUUGCUUUUUGCAGCUAUAGGCUAUAACUCCAUGUGUGAUCCACCUGGUCAAUCAUUUUAUGUUUUAACAGUAUAUUAAUUGAUUCUAGCUACACAAUUUUAUUUUAAUCAAGUUAGUACCUAGUAGUUUUAUUUUUAAUUUUGUGGACUAUGGACUAAGAGUUAUAUCAAUAUAUAAUAAAAAACUGAUAAUUAGAUUUUUUUUUUAAUAAAAUACUUUGUCAUUUUAAUAAA